Messenger RNA from Odontomachus brunneus, 2219 nucleotides. It is a transcript of the gene red, whose product is annotated as lysM and putative peptidoglycan-binding domain-containing protein 2. The transcript has 4 exons. The coding region runs from base 34 to 720 and encodes 228 amino acids. The record is from RefSeq and is a predicted model, not a curated record. NCBI's taxonomy places the organism in Eukaryota, Metazoa, Arthropoda, Insecta, Hymenoptera, Formicidae.
UGGCGAGUGUCAUCGCUUUGAAGGCCUACGACAAUGGAGCGGAACGGCGCCAGAGAGAUGGAGGAACGCAGGUGCAUUCGUGACACCGGCAAGACCCUGAAGAAGUACGGAAGUACAGCUAAGCACAUGACGCGGACCGAGAGUUUGGUGAAGCAUAUAGUGUCUGCCACGGACACUUUGCAGGGAAUUGCUCUCAAGUAUGGUGUUACGACAGAACAAAUAAGGAGGGUCAAUAGAUUAUGGGCAUCCGAUAGUUUAUUUUUACGAGAACACUUGCUUAUUCCUGUAAGCGCUGACAGUCCUGCCUCUGUAUGUAACGAUGAGUCAAUGGUAGCUUCUGAGGAACACGAGGUACCUCCAAAUAUAUCUAGUCCUUCUUCGAUAUCAUCGUCCAUCGACGAUGAGAGUUCGGUUAACGAUUUCUUAGCUAAGAUGGAUACUUCGAUAGCCAAUGUCAAGAGAGAAGUCAAACGUGCUCAAGGGAACAGUGAAUUUUGUGCCGAUGGCAACGACGUUUACGUACAACGGCGUCGUGCAUCUACUAAAUUACGAAACUCGCAUCCCGCCACAUCGAACAGCCCUUCCGUUGAUCCCGUCAGGCCCGCGUCUUCUAGUGAUAUGCAUAACUUUCCGACUGCUGUAGUUAUGACGCAAGGAAGAAGAGUGAAGACUUCCUUACAAAGACUUGAACAGCAGCAAGAUGAGAUGUUCCAGUUGUAGCAGCUAAGCUUUAUUGGACUGUAAUAGAUAUCCUGAGUGUCUUGACUGUUAAAAGCUUGUAGGAAAGGAUGUACUGUAUAUCAAUGCGAAUAGGAGGUUGUUUCUCACGUCCGACAUGUUGGUUGAUCCAGUAUGUAAUUUAAUUGUAUAGAAUCGCCUUUUCCCCGACUUUCGCUAUUGAACGAUUGAUCUUGUGCCGCCCCUCCCCCCCCCCCUCUCUUUGUGGUUACUUCGAAUGUUACAUUUGAAAUAACACUUACGUCAUCGUGUCUCGACUUUAUUCGUCGUAUGAUAUCAUAAAGAGUGGAUCAACUAACUUUUAUACUGUUCGAAUGUAGCGCUAAAACUGUUUUACAUAAUAUUGCUUAGCAAACCAUAUGUGCCUUGGAUACAAGUUUAUGUUAUGUUAUGGGUUUCCUUGAUGCUCCAGUUUUGUUUGAUUAAUCCAUGUAAAAAUUGACAUACAUUUCCGAGGGCUUUUUUUUCUUUUUUCUCUCUUGAUUUUUCUAACCAUUGUGAUGAAUCAACUGGGAAUUCGAUAGAAAUCGGAAACAUUGGCAAUAUUAGAAAAAAUAGCUACUGAUGGAUAAUUCAUAACUGCGAAUAUAAGUAAAAUGUAGCUAUUCCUGUUUUUAAAUGCGAUUUCUUAAAUGAAUUAUUAUACUUAUAACUGUUAUAAUAAUAGAUAUUUAAUUUUCUUAAUUAAAUGAAUUGCCUUGAAUUGUCGCUAAAAGUAUUUACUAUUUUUUUUGUAAUGGUGAAAGAAGAUUUAUGUUAUUUACACAACAUUUUUGUAAUAUUACGCGUAUAUACAUAUAUUAUUAUUUACAAAAUUUUCAGAAUAGAUUAUUACAAAUAAAAAAUUUAUGUAAAGGGGCAGAACAGCCGAUAUUAGUCCCUUUAACAUUAAUCUUUAAUUAAGCAUUCUUCUAGACAUAUACCCAUUAUGUGCGCAUUUACUUGUUACAGCUAGUUGUUAUUUUAUUAUAAGUUAGAGGAUAAAACGAUAAGUUUUUAAUUAAAUAUUUGCAUAAAAAUAUAAAAAAUGUAAAAGCUUUCGAUAUUGUGAAUAUCAACAACUUUUCUCUUAUAUAUAAAUUUAUUAUAAAUUAUAUAAUUUACAAAAUAGAAAAAUUAGUAGUAAAUUUUUGUAAUAUACACUUCCAUCUACACUUGAUAUACAUUGUACAUCAUAAAAAAUGUAUUGUCUAGAAUUUUGUACAUAAUCUAUCCUGAUAUCUUGUACUUUACACUGUACAUAUAGUUCAUAGAAUGUAAUACUAGUUGACAAUGUUAUUUGUAAUUAAUAUAUACCAGCACCAUGUAAAAACUAUACAUAGAGAUGUUGUAAGCUAAUAUAUAGUUUUUGUGAUGGAUUAUCAUCAUCAUUAUAUAUAAAUAAUCACAAUGUACCUAAGUUGAAAAAGAUGUAAUUAAAUAUUAUAUAUAAAUUAUGUAAAUAGAGAAGUCAAAUGAGAAGAAUAAAUUACGGUAACAGA